AUGGACAUGUUCGCCCCGGCCCCUCCACCACCCACCGCCCUAGGCCGGUACCGCACCCUCUCCUCGACCGCCGGCAUCCGGGUCUCCCCCUUCCAACUAGGCGCGAUGUCCAUCGGCACCGCCUGGUCCGGGGGACUAGGGUCCAUGACCAAAGAAGCCAGCUUCGCGCUGCUAGACGCCUACCUGGCCGCGGGGGGCAACUUCCUCGACACAGCCAACAACUACCAGAACGAGGAGUCGGAGCGGUGGAUCGGGGAGUGGAUGGCCGUGCGCGGGGUGCGCGACCACCUGGUGGUGGCGACCAAGUACACGGGGCUGUACAAGGCACCCAACCCUCCCGCAUCUACCUCCUCCCCAGAAGAACCACUCGCAACGGAAAGCCGCUACCACCCCUCCCACCCGAAGGUCAACUUCGCCGGCAACCACCGGCGCAGCCUGCACCUGAGCGUGCGCGACUCGCUGGCCAAGCUGCGCACAGACUACCUCGACAUCCUGUACGUGCACUGGUGGGACAGCACGACCUCGAUCGAGGAGGUGAUGGACAGCCUCCACGCGCUGGUUCAGCAGGGCAAGGUGCUGUACCUGGGGAUCUGCAACGCGCCGGCCUGGGUGGUCAGCGCCGCCAACACGUACGCGCGCCUGCAGGGCAAGACGCAGUUCAGCGUCUACCAGGGCCGCUGGAACGUGCUGCACCGCGACUUGGAGCGCGAGGUCAUCCCCAUGGCGCGGCGGUUCGGGAUGGCCGUCGCGCCGUGGGAUGUGCUCGGCGGGGGGAAGUUCCAGACACAGAAAGCCAUGGCCGCGCGGCGGGAGAGUGGGGAGGGGCUGCGCAAGAUGAUGGGCAGUGGGGCGCAGAGCGAGGAUGAGGUGCGCAUGAGCGAGGCGCUGGGGAAGGUGGCGGCCGAGUUGGGGAUCGAGUCGGUCACGGCGGUGGCGUUGGCGUAUGUGUUGGCGAAAUAUCCCAAUGUGUUCCCUGUCGUCGGCGGAAGGAAGGUCGAGCAUCUCAGGGAUAAUAUUCAGGCGUUGGAGGUGAGGUUGUCGGAUGAGCAGAUUAGGUUUUUGGAGGGGGUGAAGCCCUUGGAGCUGGGUUUUCCGCAGAAUAUGCUGGGCGAGGAGCCUGGGGUUACAGGGCGGGAGGGCAUGUCUUUGGCUAAUGCUGGGGUGGUCGAUUUUGUGAAGUUCGAGAGGCCUGUCGGGUAUGCUUAA
This is a messenger RNA of Aspergillus japonicus CBS 114.51, 1206 nucleotides long. Its product is annotated as aryl-alcohol dehydrogenase. The transcript has a single exon. The record is from RefSeq and is a predicted model, not a curated record. Bases 1 to 1206 code for a protein of 401 amino acids. NCBI's taxonomy places the organism in Eukaryota, Fungi, Ascomycota, Eurotiomycetes, Eurotiales, Aspergillaceae.